CCGAUAUGCAAAACACACACACACACAGCUCUGCACGAACACUAAUAGACGGUGAUUAAUUUAAACUGACGCAAGAAAAAAAUGAAGGCGUCUUUUGCAGUCGCAAACUAGUUCUCACGGCGGUAACAGGCGCAUGUGUCUCGACUAAUUAGAAAUAUUGAGGAAAAUUAUACGGUUUCAUACAAACCGCUAUGUGGAUUUUGAAUAAAUAACAAUUAAAAUGAUGAACACGUUCGGUAAAGUUGUGGUAAUAUUGGCACUGUCAGCUCAGACGAGGACGCAGACCGCAUUACAAUCACCGUGCCCUGAGGUCUUCCAAUACGACACGACUAUCCAACAUCCAAACCGAUGGUACGGCGCAGUGAACCUAACCAGUAAAUUCACUCUCCAAUCCCUUUGGCUAAAUAUAGAGCUGGAUAAAGAUUCAAAAACACUUAAGAAUUGUCUCGGCAACGUAACACAAUACAACUCAGUCGAGUACAACAUUGAGAAGCCUGACUUCGUGAUAAAACCUGGUGAAGUCGUAAAAGUUCAGUUUUAUGUUGAUUACGAAGAUGCGAAGCGCGUACCCACGGUCGCGUCUAUGAGAUUUAAUGGGCGAAUUAUAUGCGGUAAACCAAUAUUUAGUUUCGACAAAGCUUAUUCUCAAAGAUAUUCGAAGUACGGAAUCGACAUGCGAGGAUGCCCUUAUAAACCGGGCUCUGUGGAAUCUAGUGAGGAAUCUAUGGGGAAUUCAACGGUCGACAUGAAAGAACCAACUGGCAACACUAGUGCAGUUUCAAAUAGAAUACCAGACAGCACCGUGGAGGAUCUUUUGACUGGUGGUCGACUCUCCUUCGUUUUGCCCACAUCGAUAAAUAACUACAGCAACAACAGCAUUUACACUCGUUGCGGCAAAGCGCAUCCUCAAAAACCUUUAGUCAUCGGAGCCAAGACCGAGCAGGGUCAGUGGCCUUGGCAAGUGGCGGUGAUGAGAACAAUAGAAAAACUAGGAAGGAACUUGAACGUAAAGUACCAGUGUAGCGGCACAUUGAUCUCAACGAGGCACGUCAUCACAGGAGCUCACUGUGUUACUGUAGCCGGAAAAAUAGUUGACAUAGACGAUUUUAUACUUCGCGCUGGAUGGAACUUGCUGGAUCUACAAGAAAAGCCUGAAGUGCAGACAUUCUCCAUAAGUGCCAAACAAAUAACAGUUCACCCGGAUUUCGAGUACCAGACGUUCAAAAACGACUUGAGUAUCCUCGCGGCCGAGGAUCGACUGAUAUACUCGACGUGGGUGCAACCCGCCUGCAUCUGGUCGGGAGACGAGUCAACAAGUAAAGUUGGGACGAUCGCUGGCUGGGGCUACGAUGUGACAGGAAAGCAUCAUAAAGAAUUAACGACGAUCGAAAUGAUCGAGGUGGACCAGAACUCCUGCCUUCGGUCUCACGAUCCGUCAUACAGCGCGUACUUUUCAGACAAGAUUUACUGCGCUAAGCAUGUCAACGGCACUAGUAACUGCCACAAAGACAGCGGGGGCGGCAUGAUGGUCCGAGUGAGGAACAAAUGGUACCUGCGCGGCGUGCUCUCGUUCUACUACUCGCCCGAGCUGCAGCACGCCUGUCAGAGUCACGCCCUAUUCACGGACGUCGCCAAGCACCUGCCCUGGAUCAAACAGCACGUCUACGACUACGUGUAACAUGCAAACGUAUAAAUAAAGCAGAGCUUCGAAACGUC
Molecule: messenger RNA, 1716 nt
Organism: Bombyx mori (domestic silkworm)
Lineage: Eukaryota; Metazoa; Arthropoda; Insecta; Lepidoptera; Bombycidae
Product: serine protease 42
Exons: 9
Coding region: 221-1678 (485 amino acids)
Biological process (GO): proteolysis
Molecular function (GO): serine-type endopeptidase activity
Source: RefSeq, a predicted model, not a curated record